AUGCCGGGAAUCGCCUUUCCUACCGUUCGAAACGCCGGAGAUCGCCUUGUUACCGAUAACACUCACCGGAAAUCGCCUGUCUACCGAAAGUCCUCGUCGGAAAUCGCCUCAGACAGAGCUCUCACUUCUCACAAGAUGCAAAGUGAGUGCGCAUCCGGGGUCAUCCCUAUUUAUAGGGGAAGUGGCUGGCAACGGUAUUCCUCGAAAAACCAAACGGCGCAUUAA
Molecule: messenger RNA, 225 nt
Organism: Prunus armeniaca (apricot)
Lineage: Eukaryota; Viridiplantae; Streptophyta; Magnoliopsida; Rosales; Rosaceae
Source: the annotation of a GenBank genome assembly